This is a messenger RNA of Lytechinus pictus (painted urchin), 2114 nucleotides long. RefSeq lists its product as uncharacterized. The coding region runs from base 143 to 1423 and encodes 426 amino acids. NCBI's taxonomy places the organism in Eukaryota, Metazoa, Echinodermata, Echinoidea, Temnopleuroida, Toxopneustidae. The transcript has 9 exons. Gene Ontology annotation, biological process: proteolysis. The record is from RefSeq and is a predicted model, not a curated record. Gene Ontology annotation, molecular function: serine-type endopeptidase activity.
AUUGGACAUCUUUCUCCAAGAGUAUUCAGAAACAGUUAGCCGAAAAGAAAAUAUACAAUUCAAGCGCCACAAAUUCUGACGUCCAGGACAAACUGUUAAAGAUUCUAGCCAGUGUCUCAGGCUACCAUUUUCGCAGAUCAAGAUGAAGCUUCUGAUACCACUACUAUUGUGCAUGGCUGUAGCAUUUUAUGUCAGUCAUGCAGAUUCUGACUCGGGCUCGUGUAGCUGUGAAGAUGAAGAUAGUACGAGGGAGAAUAUGGAGGAGGAAGUUGCUAGUACCUACAUCAUCACAGCGGAGAGUCAGAAGGACCUAGACAAACUUCUGAAGAAACUUUCGAAAAAGAAGGACUGCAAAGAUGCCGUUGUCAAAUCAGUCGUAAAUAAAUUGAUGUUUGCCGCCACGGUGAAGAUGAGUACAGACUGCGUUGAGGAGGUGCACGAUUGGGGCUAUGAAAUCGAGCCUAAUGCCCUCCAGUUCACAGACGAUAUAUCGGACCCUUCAUCAGUUGACGAUAUCCAGUCAUGGGGUAUUGAUCGUAUCGACCAAACAUAUCUUCCACUGGACAAGAAACCAUUUAAUAUCGAUGGCGGAGACGGUGUAGACGUAUUUAUCCUGGACACAGGAGUUUUCACCGACCACUCGGAAUUCGGUGAACUUGGACAUAAACGGGCUGAGUUUUAUGCGGAUACCUUCGACAUGAGUAACCCUACAAAAGGCGACCCUAACGGUCACGGGACACGGUGUGCUAGCUCUGCUAUUGGUCAAACUCUUGGUGUUGCGAGAAAGGCAAAGGUCAAAAGCAUCCGAGUGGCCAAUCCUCAGGGCACUGGUUCUAUUGAAAAGUCUAUCUUGGGUUUCGAUUUGGUCCACCAGUAUGCAGGGACACAAUCAAGUGAUUAUAAGUGCGUGGUCUCGUACUCAUUGACGUUACCCACUACCUCGAAACCUUUAGACGAAGCCGUCAAGAAAAUCUCACAGAAAUGCUUCGUGGUCGUUAGCGCCGGCAACUACGGCAGUGGCGAUGAUCCCGAUCUCGCCGAUGCCUGCAACUACUCCCCAGGACGGAGCGAACAUGUAUUCACCAUCGGAGCGUCCCGUCUUCGGGUAUUACAGACCGAGGACCACAAGGCGGGCUUUUCCAAUCGCGGCAAGUGCGUCACGCUCUUCGCCCCCGGUCAUAAAGUCACUGUCGCUUCCAGUAAGGGUAACACAACAGUCGAAAUAAGCAGUGGAACAUCCUUUUCUGCUCCAAUUGUUGCAGGUGCUGCAGCUUUGUUGCUAUCUAAUGGAUGCAGUAUGGCUGCAGUGAAAAGUAUUCUCGUUAGCACCGCCACCAGGAACCUCCUGCAGGAUCUUCCAGAGGAGCAUCUUUUCUUGAAUGUCGAACAUGAAGCUUACAAACACCCCGGAUGUGUAUUUUAAAUCGAGAUAACUUUAAUCGGUUCACCGAGUACCGGUCUAUCGAGUUGAUAUCUCAUUGUUGAUGCUUCCGAUUAUACAAUCUUACAGAAAUUAGUGGCUUAUUUCCGGAUACGGAAAACGAUGGCAUUUAGAGCACGUAGAAUUCGCUUAAUGAGGAUAUUCUAUAAUUUUUGACUGAAUUUCACACUGAUUACAUUGUUUAUUAUUAAUGAUAAGGGUUUAAACGUAAAGCAGACAGAUACGAAUACGUUUCAAAUAAUUUCAUUUGCAAUUCUGUCAAGAAAAUGUAUGCUGGGCGUCAGAUAUUCCACUCUGAGCACAUUGCAUUGUAGUUAUAUCUCAGCAAUUCUUCAUAAUUAAUGCAAAUUAAAACAACUUUUUUGUGAACCAAAUCGAAGACUUGAAUAUAAGAACGGCCCUUUUCCCAUCAUAAACAUGGAAAUCGAUUCUUAUCGAAGAUUGAGCGAUCAGCUACAGUUCCUAUUAUCGAUCUGAAGUAAUUAAUCCUUGUUGGUUACACGGACCAUAUCAAUUUUUCUAAAAUUCAACUAAAAUCAAGCUAAGGUUUUGCUCAUGUAUAUACAUGUGUUCUUUUCACUUGAGUGAUACUGUAUUCGCUUUAUUUAAUCAUUGUGAAAUUUAUGUGCAUGUAGAAAAUAGAUCAAUGGUAAUAAAGUUAAAGACUGCAUCG